AUGUGUGUCGUCGUUAUUGUCAUCGUCGUCGCGCUAUAGGAUACUAUAGGAUUCGUGACGAUCCGCCAUGCGGAGGGACCGCCACUCACCUUCCGGUCCUCUUGGAAAAAACGUCGCUGCUGCCUCCUCCAUUUCCUCUUGCGAAGAGUAAACCAAGUUCUUUCCUCCUUCCGCUGAUCUCGCGAAUCAUCUAUCGUCUUCCACUGCACACGCGCGCGUCCUUCACUGCGUUCUCCAGCGUUCUCCAUCUCGUUUACCGGAAGCUACGAGCUAAUAAGCAAUGUUCAGCCUGAGACCACAGAGUGCUACGACGCGACAGGAGAUUGAGAUGAUCAACAAGGCUCAACGGGCCAUAAACAACACCACGGAUUCCAUGGAGAAGUUACGUUUACUUUGCCUGGCUAGGGGCGCCAAUGGCAUUCUUGGUCUGGGUAGGAUAUUCCGUCGUAUGGACGAUGACGGCAACAAGAAACUAAGUCUUGAGGAGUUUAAAACGGGUCUGGAGGAGACCGGAUUGGAACUCUCCGAAGAUGAAAUUAACGAAGUUUUUAAGAAAUUCGAUACUAACGAGGACGGCAACAUCAGCGUUGACGAGUUUCUCGUUGGCAUAAGACCACCAAUGAAUCAAAGCCGCCAAAGUGUAGUAGAUCAAGCGUUCCAGAAAUUAGACAAGACCGGCGAUGGGCGGAUUACCAUCGACGAUCUACGAGGAGUUUACAAUGUGAAGUGUCAUCCGCGUUAUAUCAGCGGUGAGGAAAGCGAAGAGAGUAUCCUGAACAAGUUCCUCUCGAAUUUCGAACACGAAAACAGCGUAGACGGUGUCGUAACGCAAGAAGAAUUUAUGAAUUAUUACAGCGUAAUUAGCGCGAGCAUAGACAACGACGCAUAUUUCGACUUAAUGAUGCGUAACGCUUAUAAGCUAUGAAUCUCGAUCUCUCUAAUUGCAUUUCGCGAGACAACAUGCCGAUCCUACAUCCAUCUACUUUAGGUACUACGAUCGAAUCGACAACUGUAAAAAGUCUUUAUCCUGCUAACCCAAUGCAUAAAUCAAUACCGUUGUCACAUUAUCAUGAAUUAUAGUUUGUCUCGUUAGACACGCACGUA
Molecule: messenger RNA, 1104 nt
Organism: Cyphomyrmex costatus
Lineage: Eukaryota; Metazoa; Arthropoda; Insecta; Hymenoptera; Formicidae
Product: calcyphosin-like protein
Exons: 5
Coding region: 281-925 (214 amino acids)
Molecular function (GO): calcium ion binding
Source: RefSeq, a predicted model, not a curated record